Messenger RNA from Lacerta agilis (Sand lizard), 1272 nucleotides. RefSeq names its product TIMP metallopeptidase inhibitor 4 (gene TIMP4). The record is from RefSeq and is a predicted model, not a curated record. The transcript has 5 exons. Gene Ontology annotation, biological process: negative regulation of membrane protein ectodomain proteolysis; negative regulation of endopeptidase activity. NCBI's taxonomy places the organism in Eukaryota, Metazoa, Chordata, Lepidosauria, Squamata, Lacertidae. Gene Ontology annotation, molecular function: protease binding; metalloendopeptidase inhibitor activity. The coding region runs from base 202 to 867 and encodes 221 amino acids. Gene Ontology annotation, cellular component: extracellular matrix.
GAAGUCAGUUAACAAAAGUAUAUGUUCAGGCUGAGCUGAGAGGGCUCUCCCCCCCCCCCCUCAAAGCAUUUUAAGUCUGCUGAAAUUGAACUGCUGGUUGCACAAAGAAGAAAGCAGACAGUCAUUAGGAAGUUUAGAUAUAAACUCAAGAGCGAAAGAACAUUUUCUUCAAGCUGGCCAGCAAGCCGUGUUUCAAGCAGCAUGAAUCCUCUACUCAGUACCUUGUUAUUUUCACUGCUACUUCUUCUAACCCUCAGAAUUCAAGAGCUUAUAGAGGCUUGCAGCUGUGCCCCUGCACAUCCACAGCAGCAAAUCUGCGAUUCGGCUUUAGUGAUUCGAGCAAAAAUUUCCAGUGAAAAAGUGAUUGCAUCAAGUGAAGACCCUCUUCAUACUCACAAAAUGAUUCGAUAUGAAAUCAAACAAAUAAAGAUGUUCAAAGGAUUUGAAAAGUUGAAAGAUGUUCAAUAUGUCUUCACACCUUUCGAUUCCUCUCUCUGUGGAGUGAAAUUAGAAGCUAACAACAAGAAGCAAUAUCUCCUUACAGGACAGAUUUUAGAUGAUGGUAAAGUUCUUAUCCAUUUGUGCAAUUACAUUGAACCAUGGGAUGACCUUACCUUCUCUCAAAAGAAAAGUCUAAAUCAGAGAUAUCAAAUGGGCUGUGGUUGUAAAAUUUCUACUUGCUACAUGGUACCCUGCUCCAUCUCUACACCAAAUGAAUGCCUGUGGACAGAUUGGCUGAUAGAGAGGAAGCUGUAUGGUCAUCAAGCAAAGCAUUACGCCUGCAUCAAACGCAGUGAUGGAACAUGCAGUUGGUAUCGUGGUGGCCCUCCUCCAGAAAAAGACUUUGUUGACAUCAGUGAACCAUGAAUCAUGUAAUUUCUUUCAAAGCCCCAGGGGGUUAAGUCCAUCCGACGCUGUGCGCUCACUGCUGCUUUGAACUUCCAACAAAUGUCUCUUGCUUAGAAACAAAAGCAAAUUGUGCUGUGCAAAUAAAGUACAGAGAUUAUAGAAUUGGCAUCCAGUCAAGAAGAGAAAUGAAUCUCCUGGAGGUAGCACUCUUCGAUAAAACUUUAGAGAGCAACUAUGUGGAAGCACUUCUUUGUUCUUUAAUAAUAGUAAUAAUAAUAACAAUAAUUCUGUUUUUGAAAUCAAAAUGAAUGUAACCAUAUAAAACAAGAUUCAUCAAAAUUUGGACUCCUGUUAAUAGGAUGAGUUUAUCCUGUUUUAUUCCAAAAUAGUUCUUCUGAAAAAAAUGGAGUAGCAUGAUGAGAC